AAAGUCUCCAAGACAUUUGUAUCUACGCCACAAUCACUACUUAUUUGACACUCGUAUAUGCCAUCUUUCUGCUCUCGUAAUAAGUGACAGCGUUGACGUAUGAAGUAGUGGUUGUCUUUCUCCUCAAGUUGGAGCGCGUUCCGAAGUCAACAAAAAAUCGGUGCACAUACCUUUUAGUUCACGAGUAAAGUUGUCUCGUUCAGACAUCGUCAUGGUAUUUGGUCUUAAGUGAGAUCUCAGCUGAUGACAAGACCAAUUCAUAGCUCAUAGAUAUAAAAUGGUAAUUUUGUCGUGCUAACUGAAUUUUUUCUCGCGGCACAAAUUUCUCCACGGAAUACGAGUCACAAUUUUCUAUUGGAUUGGAAAUCCAAGUCAACACUUGUAAUGCCCGCGACAAAACGGUAUAUUGUGGUAUCCACGAAGCUCUUGUUAUUCGGCAAUUUCUUCUCUCUGUACCAUAUGUAACCUUAAAACGCGUACGCCAGCACUGCGAUUAUCUACGCUAAUCUGUACGUCGCGCGAUAUACGGGCAAACGGGCUAUUAACCAACAAUUCAUAGCUACGAUGCAUCAUGUAGUUUUAUUUUUAGAAAAAUCAGAUCAAUUCCAAUGUUUACCGAAUUAUCAAUUAGUUUACCGGAAAGGAAAAAUAUAAUGAAAACAGAGGCACCGAGAACUGUUCUAAUCGCGAUCCCUAAUUCUGUGGAAUUUCGCAAUUAUGAAUACAACAAGAUAUAUCAGAAAGUUGUCUCGUUGCAAAAUGUCAGUACGUCUUUAGCGAGAUUUCAACUAAUGGCAAGACCAAUCAAUUCUCGAUUCACCGUCACAAUUGAUUCCAAAAGGCAAAGGGGAAGUAUUCCUCCUGGAAUGCGCGUAAAACUAGUCGUUUCUUUCCGUUGUGACGUCCUGGACGAAUCUGAGGAAGCGGUAACGGUAAAUGUACAACGAGGACGUUCGGUAAUUAUCAGGUUAAGCGGAUAUCGAGAUCCACCGAUAUUGAGAGUGUUUAACGUUCCGUGCUUUCGACAUUCAAGACGAUUAUCGCACACAAUGGCAAGGAGUACAGAGGAGUGGGUCAUGGAAAUUCCAUUUGAACAAGUAUCUUCCUCCAAGGAGUUUACUGCAACAAGCGGCGAUGCAUCGAGCACAUCUACGGAGGAGGAUCUUCCGCACUGUAGACGAUCGAGGAGCUUCGAUUGCGGAACUUGCCUCGUAGGAGAAGAAACAAUUUUACAUCUGACCGUAAAGAAUAUCGGCGGUGAGGGAAGAUUUUUCGUUAUGAGCGAGAUGGACUGGUGUUCGAUGCAUAUCGAGGAUGUCACUGACAAAAAUAUGCUGAUUCUAACCAAGUGUUUUGCUGUGUGGCCAGCAUAUUUUACACUCAGACCGCAAGAAUAUAUACACUUGCAUCUCUAUUUCUUCCCUGAUGCUCAUGGAACGCAUGUAAAUUAUAAUAACGCGAGGAAAUCAAAUAUCCGGCUAUCAUAAUUCCCGGCUAAGCGACGUGCUUCUCGAACAUUAGGUGGAAACGUUG
Harpegnathos saltator (Jerdon's jumping ant) is the source of this 1533-nucleotide messenger RNA. RefSeq lists its product as uncharacterized. Gene Ontology annotation, molecular function: tubulin binding. Lineage: Eukaryota; Metazoa; Arthropoda; Insecta; Hymenoptera; Formicidae. The coding region runs from base 609 to 1487 and encodes 292 amino acids. Gene Ontology annotation, biological process: negative regulation of cell population proliferation. The record is from RefSeq and is a predicted model, not a curated record. The transcript is spliced from 6 exons. Gene Ontology annotation, cellular component: cytoplasm; cilium.